GGUUGUCUCCUCAUCCAAGCCCAGAGAAGAUGCAGGAAAUUAUUGGUGGUAUAAAGUACGAUAUUCUUCAAAUAUCAGUUCAGUGUUCAAGGAUUGCCCAUACAAGGUGUUUAUGCUUUGAUAGUAUUCUUCCAUCCCACCUCCUCUGCCUCUUUAAAUUUCUGAAGAAUUGUCUGUUUUUUGAUAAAUGCUGGCAAAAGGCUUGCUUCCACUAUGUUGAUCAGAGGGUGGCUAUGAUCAUUUGAUUGGUACUUCAGAACAUGGAUUGAUUAUUAGUUCAUCACAGCUUACAAUACCUGCUUUCAGGUUUGCUUUUGUUCUAUGUUAGAAUACAGGUUUAUACUAUGCUUUUGUUGUAUGCUAGAGUGUACUACUUCCUUUGUCUACUUAGCUGGUCAACAUAGUGCCCUGAUACUCCUACAUGUAUGUAGAAGAUGUUGGUCAAGAAGAUCCAAGCCUAACCAUGAUAUUGCUACCAUAUGGGGUCUUGUUGAGAAGAAAUUACGCCUCCCUUGCUUUCCCUCCAGUUACUUCAAUCCAAACAGAGCAUUAGUUUCUCAUAAGAUGGAUUUCCCACGAUAGUCACAAUAUACAUUGGUGCAUGGUUAUAGUGAUAGGGGUGGUUACUUCCCUAUAAUUCAAUACUGACCCACCAGAAAACCAGAAGUUAUAAACAUUUUAAUGUAUACCAUAUAGAAACUUGUAUGUUGGAGAAUUUUGUGUGGGGUUUAGAUGGGGGCAAUACCAUCAGAGGACACUUUACCAUGGUACCAUUUGAGGUCUGAGCCUUUGUUUUGACAUAGCUUUUCUGAUGCAUCAGUUUUGGCGUCUUUAACUCUCCACCUCAAGUUUUAUUUAUUCAAAUUUUACUAGGCAUGCGGUAGCAUAAAAUAUAUGUUGCACUCACAAUGGCACUAUGCUGUUUCAUUAAUCCAUAGUUGUUGCAAACAUGAUUGUGUAUUUAUAAUGUGGCAGGCAUUUAUUGAUUGCUUUUGGUUAAUCCAAUGGGGUGGCUCAAUGCCCAUCAUCAGAUGUACCAAUAAUAAUAAUAAUAAUAAUGUGGCAGGCAUUUAUUGAUUGCUUUUGGUGGACUUGCUGGCUUGAAAGAGAGCGUUGAAGAAGAUGAUAAUCUACAGGGAAAGAAUGCUCCUGAGGUAUUUGACUUGUAUUUGAACACAUGCCCUCACCAAGGAAGUCAAACAAUUAGGACAGAGGAAGCAAUUUUUAUAUCACUUCAUUAUUUCCAAGAAGAAAUUACUCGAGCACUUCAGAGAGCUUAAAACCAAAGGUAGCUUUAACUCUGCAUACAAGAAACACUGAUGAUUUUUGUGCUGGCAUAAUGCUCAGAUCCUCAUUUUGAAUAUAUGAAGCUGGUAGCAGAAUGCCUGUGUGUCCUCCAAAACACAUGUUCAUCUAGCAUGCGCAGGCGAAGAAAUUGCCUAUACAUUUUUGACUUUUGUCGUUUUUCUUUGGCAUUUUUUUGACCUUUUCCAGUUUUCUUUUUGUCGUUUCUAAUCAAUUCCCUAAUCUAGAGUUCUCUUCCCUAUGAUUUUCAAAACACGAGAGUUGAUUUGCCCCUGAACCUGCCUGUAAAGACUAA
Molecule: messenger RNA, 1600 nt
Organism: Rubroshorea leprosula
Lineage: Eukaryota; Viridiplantae; Streptophyta; Magnoliopsida; Malvales; Dipterocarpaceae
Source: the annotation of a GenBank genome assembly